Messenger RNA from Sphaerulina musiva SO2202, 216 nucleotides. RefSeq lists its product as uncharacterized. The record is from RefSeq and is a predicted model, not a curated record. The annotation marks the transcript as partial. The transcript has a single exon. NCBI's taxonomy places the organism in Eukaryota, Fungi, Ascomycota, Dothideomycetes, Mycosphaerellales, Mycosphaerellaceae.
AUGACGGCCACGGUCACGUUCACGGUCACGAUCAUGGCCACGGUCACGUUCACGGCCACGGUCACGUUCACGCCUACGGUCCCGGUCACGUUCCCGGUUGCGGUCGCGGUUACGGUCGCGGUCACGGUCACGAUCACGGUCACGGCCACGAUCACGGCCACGGCCACGAUCACGGCCACGGCCACGGUCACGGCCACGGCCACGGUCACGGCCACG